UUUCAAUUGUAUAACUGGAAUCCUGAAUAAAUAAAUUCAUUAAGAAUGGAAUUUAAGUUAGUUUUUCGGUUUUCUAUCAUAUUUCUACUGUUUAGUUUGGACAUGUACGCCAUUUCAGUAAGCACUAGAUCAUCAAAAAGCCAAAAUCAAUCACCCGAUGGACGUUGUAUAUUGGUUACGGUUUGCGCUCGAUUAAAUGUUACUUACCCCACAAAACAUGGAAAGCCUCAGACUGAACAUAAUUAUAAAAUACCGAUAAAUAAUAAGCAAUACUAUUCCAGUUGCUCACACGAUGAAACUUAUCAAGAGAUUUCCAUUCAGUGGAUUGACAAAGACAAAAAUCUAUACAAUACAAUGAAUUUGACAUUUUAUCUGAAUGACGCAACGAAGACAUUUACGUUGGGUGCUAUUGCUUUUCAAUUGGCUGCUGAGAUUUUUCCUAGCGGUUCAUACGAUUGGUUUGAAUUAUUCUACUUUGGAAACACUCUGUCGGCACCAUUUGGCAAUUCAUAUCAAUGCGGUCGAAUCAAAUCCUUGCCAUUGCGGCUGAAAAACGAUAAGAACAUUACUGGAAUGGUUGAGUUGACAAAUAUUCAGUUUGAAGCGUAUCGCAAUGGAAAAAGAAGGAAAUUUUCUACUCCGAAGAAUUGCGAAAUGAAUGAAAAACCCAAAACAUCGACUGAAGGCACAACAUCAAGUGAGGAUAAUAGAUUGGCUGAACAUCAAACGUCAACUGAAGGCGAGAGCCAUAAAUCUAAUGGAACGCAAAUUUCCAACAACUCAACAAGAGAUAUUGCGAUUAUUAUCUCUGUUGUUAUUCCGUUCAUACUUGUUGCACUUAUUGCAUUAGUAUAUUUUAUCUAUCUUCAUCGCUGCAAUUCGACUACAGCAGAUAAAAAAAAGCUUUACAAAGUAAAAUGCACCGAAAGUAAUGAGAAACUAUGGCUUUAAUGCUUUAAUUUUUUCAACACGCUUUUCAGACUGAAAAUUUCAGUUAUUCUGCGGUCAUAUCGGAAAAGUGUCCACAUUCUCUUCUUUCUCAAAGCGAAAAGCGACAACAAUAUUCAUCAAAUUA
This is a messenger RNA of Sitodiplosis mosellana (orange wheat blossom midge), 1075 nucleotides long. RefSeq lists its product as uncharacterized. The transcript has 4 exons. Lineage: Eukaryota; Metazoa; Arthropoda; Insecta; Diptera; Cecidomyiidae. Gene Ontology annotation, cellular component: membrane. Bases 46 to 951 code for a protein of 301 amino acids. The record is from RefSeq and is a predicted model, not a curated record.